Aspergillus steynii IBT 23096 is the source of this 3375-nucleotide messenger RNA. Its product is annotated as dDENN domain protein. Lineage: Eukaryota; Fungi; Ascomycota; Eurotiomycetes; Eurotiales; Aspergillaceae. Gene Ontology annotation, biological process: regulation of Rab protein signal transduction. The record is from RefSeq and is a predicted model, not a curated record. The transcript is spliced from 4 exons. Bases 1 to 3375 code for a protein of 1124 amino acids. Gene Ontology annotation, cellular component: cytoplasmic vesicle.
AUGCCCUUCUCCUCCUCCUCUUCCUCCUCAACCCCCGAGGUGUCCACCACCCCGCUCGCCGAUUAUUUCUGGAUCGCCGGUGUCGACGGGACCGAGAUAUUGGACACUUUCCAAAGGCUAGGGGACGAGUACCGAGCCAACAAUGCUACCUCGCCCGGCCCCGCCGUCACCGACACCAUUGAAGAAGAUGCCGACGCAGAGGAGGCCCACGACCCCCGCCUAGAUGGACUCUCCCGACCCAACUCCAUGGCCGGCGGGCGCAAUUCCUUCCAGCGCUUCUCCAUGCGCUCGGGAGACCCCGACGCCAACGAGAAUGGCUCGAGCAGCAAUCGGAGCAGCAUGACCAUCAAGGGCGCGCAGUCCCCGCGGGGCUCGUCCUUUCUGGAGGACUUCGACUUCGAUAAGGCAUUGUUGAAAUUCGCCUCGGAACGAGAUUCCUUCUUGUCGGAUUUGAGUCACACCGCGGGCGCAAUCACCCCCCAGUCGCAGGCCCGUCCCCGAUCUCGACUACGGACCCAGAAGAUCAUUUCCGAGGAAUCCCCCUCGCAGCCCUCCAGCUUGCUUCGAUCCGGCAUCGGAAGCGUGCGACGUCACAUGGCGUUCAGGGAUAUGAACAGCAUGAAAAGACAACCCUCGGUUGCUCGUCAAGCGUCCAUUCGUACCUCACGACGUCUGAGCAACUACAACUCGGUGAUUCCGGUCCCGCAACCGCUGGAGAUAUCGCCUAGCAUGCACCCUCUGAAACGGAGAUUUGAACCCGUCCUCCUCGAUCGAUACCCCACCAGGAACAUGUCCGACGAGCUGAAGCAGCGCGGCAAUUUUCCCGACUACGUGCCCAUGUUCGCGUUCCCCAACGACAUCAAUAUCGUUUCCUCGGACCAAAGACCCCGGUCGACGUGGCACGGGUUCGCCAUGACUACGGAUAAUGGCUCGCGUCUACACGCCAUUUGCGUGAUAAUUUGGAUUCCGCUGAACCAGCGCGCCGCCGAGGAGCUGGAGAAGCGCUGUGAGGAAUGGCGCAAAGAUAACAUGACGGAUGAGGAGCGCGAGCUGGCGGCAAGUCUCGGCGAAAGAUUGGCGUCUGAAAGGGCCAAGCUAUCGAGGCUCCUGGCUCAACUUCCGACGGUCCCUUCGGGCUCGGAAUCCAGAGAGCAGUUGGAAGACGAGAUCAGCGCAGUGGAAGAGAAAAUCGGCUUGAUGACCGAUCUUCUACGCCCGGUGCGUCACGGGGCGGCAUCGAAGAUCGAAGGCCUCACGGAUGGUGACACGGGAUUUUGGAUACCCCGCGCCUACGGCAUUCUUGGCCGGGAAGAGAACAUGACGAGCUUCUGGAAGGAGUGGCUGAAGGCCGUCAUUGUACCGAUGACCGAUGGAAGCAUUCAGCGGGUUCCCCCAAGCUCGCCGCGCAUGGGCAUUUGGCAGCCCCUGGAGCGAUAUGUGAUGAAUCUUUGCACGGAGGCGUUCAGCCCCAAUACCUCCAAAACCCAGGUGGAGCUGGCCGUUCGUGAGCUGCGUCUCUUUGCCCGAAAGGAGGCGUCCAACGAGCUCCCAGGCGCCCGCAACACCGACAUCUAUGCUCUGUUCCGCACGCUUUCGCUGUCGAAUAUUGUCAUCCUUCUGGAGUACGCUCUCACCGAGUCGCGGAUCAUCUUUCUGUCAUCGCAUACCUCGAUGCUCUAUCUGGCCACCAAGGCCCUGGUUGACUUGCUGUUCCCCAUUCCCUGGUCGGGGGUGCUGAUUCCGGUCCUUCCUGCGCGCUUGGUCCAGGCCAUCGAAGCCCCUUGCCCCUAUAUCGUCGGCAUCGAGCGCCGGUACGAGAAGGUCGAGCUUCCGUCCGACGACUUCGUCCUGGUGGAUCUGGAUGCCGAUCUGAUUGAAAGCACCAUUCAGCCAACGCCCCUCCCCCGCCAUCAGCGCAGGAAGCUUCUAUCGCUCCUCCAACUCGCGGCUCCGCAUCACGGUCGAUUCGGAGUCCCCACGGGACCGCCUGCGUACGCGAUCGAGACGUUCCCAUUCGACGCCUUCUCGUCGGAAAACUCGUCGAUCUUCAAUUCCCGGGCACAGUCGACGCAACUAGCCAAAUACGUCAGCCUCAAUUCCAGUGCGUUCGGCCAGAGCUCCGUGCCCCCAAGCUCGUAUCAGCCGCUGGUCUUCAACGCCUAUUUGCACGCUCGAUACGAGCAGGUUCCGUCCAGAGGGUACUCCUCCAAGGGAUCCGACCGUCCGGGAACCGGCUCAACCUCCAAGACCGGUUCGCCGCCGUCGCCGCGCGACAUAUCCCCUACAUCUGGUCAUUUCCCGCCACCGCCGCCGACGCCGAACUCUCGAAAUGAUUCCGGCCUGGCUCUGCAGGCCUCAUUGCGUGAAAAGCGCUCGGGCCACUUCGAUGCAGCAUCUCGACGAAGCUCGUCCUUCGGAAUGGAAAUGCGCCAGGGCGUCCCAAGGCGGCCGAGCGCUCCGUUCCUCGGCCAUGCCCCCAACCUCUCUGUAACCACCCUGAACACCGAUUACAACUCCGGGUCCACAUAUGCACCGUCUGUCUACGCGCAAUCCACAGUGGCCGCGUCAACGAUCGUUCCUCAGGCGUCUAACCAGCCCAUUCACAACUCGGAAGGCACGUGCUGGGUCGAGGGUCACUGCCUCCGUCUGCAGCCGUGUGACGAGAAAGCGGUUUGUGCUAUAUGUGACGAGCGGGCCGAGGAAGGCAUGUACCGAUGCACUGCCUGUAAGACUCUGGUGCACAAUCGCUGUGCUCUGCAGAUCUGCCUGGUUUGUCCCGCUGCUUUCCAUCCGGAACAAGUUCGAGCGGCCUUUGUAAGACUGUUUGCCAGCUUAUUCUAUACUUACAAAAAGUAUCUCCAACCCGCCUCGGGUGACAAGAAAAAGGCAGGCCUGACCUACAGCUUUAACAUGGAUGCCUUCAUGAAGAGUUUGCCAGGCGAGCAUGCGGAGUACAUUUCCAUUCUGCAGCAAACACAAGGAUUCAACGAAUUUAUUAGCGAGAGGGAACACGUCAAUCCCAAAUCCAGAGAUCCAAGAAUGGCGCUCUUUGAUGAGAUCGUUUUGUCUAAACGCAACCGCGGGCGGUCGUCGAUCUUCUCGAGCCGGAGCAUGACGGAUUUCCUGUCUGACACGUCGAAUCAUCUAUGGAGAACCGCCAGUGCCACCUCGUUCGGGCCAGGAAGCAGGGGCCAGCAGAAUCUCUCUGGAGAUUACACCCGCGUCGUCACCCGAGCACCGGCCAAACUCGAUACCAGUCUGAUGAAGGAGCCCCGCAUGAUCCAUGGCGCCCCUCGGGUGUCGAAGACGGCAAACAAUGCGCGGAGAAAGCCUCUUCCCAAGCUGAUGAACGGACUGGCGAUUUCGCCGCCAUAA